Messenger RNA from Dichotomopilus funicola, 1110 nucleotides. Its product is annotated as inositol phospholipid synthesis and fat-storage-inducing TM-domain-containing protein. The record is from RefSeq and is a predicted model, not a curated record. The coding region runs from base 1 to 1110 and encodes 369 amino acids. Gene Ontology annotation, cellular component: endoplasmic reticulum membrane. Gene Ontology annotation, biological process: lipid storage; phospholipid biosynthetic process; lipid droplet organization. The transcript is spliced from 2 exons. Gene Ontology annotation, molecular function: coenzyme A diphosphatase activity. NCBI's taxonomy places the organism in Eukaryota, Fungi, Ascomycota, Sordariomycetes, Sordariales, Chaetomiaceae.
AUGUCCGACGCCGACCGCCCAGCCCGGCGCUACAAAUCCCCGUCCCAACUCGCCCGCGAAUCCUCCUCCCCAUCUCCCUACCAACAACCCCCAUCCUCAACCUCCUCCCCCGGCGCAACAACAAGAACCACCCCCCCAACCACCUUAACCCAAACCCCCCAACGAAACACCCCCUACCUCCCAACCCCCACCGAGCUCUCCCUCCUCCUAAUCUACCCCUCCAUCCUCCUCUUCGGCACCCUCUUCUCGCUCCUCUCCCCCGAAACCCGCGCGUCCCCCUACGACCCCAUCCGGCAAGCCCACACCCAAGAUGCCGCGCUCGUACCCUCCUAUUUCGCUCGCAAAGAUAAUUUGUUGAAUGUGGUGUUUGUGAAGAGGGGGUGGGCGUGGGUGUCGGUGGUGGUUUUUGUUUUUUGGGGGACGCAUCCGCGGUUGGGGUCGAACACGAACACGAGCGGGAGGGAAGGCAGGGGGAAGGGGUUGGUGAGGGGGUUGAUGAGGUAUGGGUUGGUGACGGCGUGGUGGGUAUUUGUGACGCAGUGGUUUUUUGGGCCGGCGAUUAUUGAUCGGGGGUUUCGGUGGAGUGGGGGGAGGUGUGAGGUUGUGGAGGAGGCUGUGAGGGUUUCUGGGGAUGCUGUGAGUGCGAAGGAGGUGUUUACGGCCGCGGCGUGUAAGGCGUCAGGGGGGAAUUGGAGUGGCGGGCAUGAUAUUAGUGGGCAUGUGUUUUUGUUGGUGUUGGGGAGUUUCUUUUUGGUGCAGGAGGUUGGGUGGGUUGUCGGGAAGUGGGCGCGGGCGGUCAGGGAGGAGAGGUGUGUUGUGAUGGGGGAUGGGGCGGUUAAGGGGGCUGCUGUUACUGCGGAGCGGAAGGGGAAGCAGGAGGAGGAGGGGGUUGUGGUGUCGGUGGUUGAGGCGUUGGGGCUGGGGGGGAAGUUGGCGGCCGUGGUGGUGGCUUUGUGUGGGUGGAUGCUGCUCAUGACAGCCAUCUACUUUCACACUUGGUUCGAGAAGUUUACGGGCCUGUUGACUGCAUUUAUCGGUCUUUACGCGAUCUACAUUGUCCCACGAUGGGUUCCUGCUCUGCGCGGGAUUGUUGGGCUCCCGGGGAUAUAA